UCUCCAUUGACAAAUCAAUGCAAUCCGAGUGAUCCGUCUCUCCCUCAUCAACCUCCCCUCGUCGAUAAUGUGAACAUCACCACCGCCAGCAUGUCUUCCAAGUUCAUCCCACGGCAGCUCCUGCGCCGCCAGCUCUGCCAACCCAUCCAACGCCACUCCAUCACACUCCUACCGCCAACAACGACGCAAAGCAUCAUCGUCGCCCGAUCGUACGCCACCCCGACCGGCAAAGACGACAAAGAGGGCGGCAAUCCCUCCUUCCGAGGCCAAGUCUACCAGAGCACGAAUGAGCGCGUGCAGCGCGAGCGGGCGGAGGAGGAGCGGUUUGCGCGGUACCGCGAGGCGCAGAAGUCGCGGAGCUCGGCGGGGAUUGUGGUGCCGAUAGUCCUCGCUGUCGGCAUCUUCGGCGGCUGGAUGCUGGGUAGACAACAGCCCGGCGAACCUAGCAAUCUCUCCACCGCCCCUCUCGGCCAGACCGUGCCUCCAAAGCACGAUACCGCACCUGCCACUCUACAAGCAGCUUGGUCUGAUUUCAAAGCCAUCGUGGGAGAAGAGAACGUGUCCACACAAGCAUCCGAUACCAAGGCGCACUCGGGCAGCGAAUGGAGCUCCUACACCCCCAAAGAGCACGAGGUAUACUUCUGCGUCAUCAAACCCGGCAGCACGGAGGAUGUGUCGGAGAUUAUGAAGGUGUGCCAUAAGCGGCGCAUCCCCGUGACGGCGUAUUCGGGUGGCACGUCGUUGGAGGGACACUUUGCUGCGAACCAUGGCGGCGUGUGUAUUGAUUUCAGCCGCAUGGACAAGAUUCUCGCUAUGCAUGCCAAGGACAUGGAUGUCGUGGUCCAGCCGGCUGUGGGUUGGGAACUGCUGAAUGAGGAGCUGGGCAAGGAGGGGUUGUUCUUCCCGCCUGACCCUGGUCCUGGAGCUCAGAUUGGAGGCAUGAUUGGUACGGGAUGCAGCGGCACGAAUGCUUACCGUUACGGUACGAUGAAGGACUGGGUUCUAAGCGUGACGGUCGUCAUGGCGGACGGCACAAUUGUCAAGACGAAGCAACGGCCCCGAAAGAGCAGUGCAGGCUACGACUUGACCCGCACGUUCGUCGGAUCCGAAGGCACGCUGGGACUGGUCUGCGAAGCUACAUUGAAAGUCACGCCGAAGCCGCAAAACACCAGCGUCGCAGUGUGCACGUUCCCCACCAUUCGCAGCGCAGCAGACUGCGUCUUCCGCGUCGUGGGAGCAGGUGUACCCAUCGCAGCGGUGGAGAUCCUCGACGACGUGCAGAUGAAGUGCAUCAACGACGUCGGCCGGACGGAGCGCAAAUGGGAGGAGGCGCCGACGCUGUUCUUCAAGUUCGCGGGCACGCCGUCGUCCGUCAAAGAGCACAUUUCUAUCGUGCGCGACCAUGCGAAGAAGGCGGGUAACAAGACGUUUGAAUUCGCGCGCAACGCGGAGGAGUGCGAGGAGCUGUGGGAGGCGCGCAAGGAGGCGCUGUGGAGCGUGAUGGCGCAGCGGAAGGACGACACCGACCAUGUGUGGACGACGGACGUCGCGGUGCCCAUCAGUCGUUUGCCGGACAUUAUCGACGAGACCAAGGCGGAUAUCAGCAAGAGUGGGCUUACGGGGGCGAUUGUCGGGCAUGUGGGCGACGGCAACUUCCACGCUAUCAUCUUGUACAACGACAAGGAGCACGACAUUGCGGACGCGCUGGUGCAUCAGAUGGUGAAGCGGGCGAUUGAAAUGGAGGGCACCGCCACGGGCGAGCAUGGAGUCGGCUUGAUCAAGAGGGACUACUUGCAGCACGAGAUUGGCGAGAAUGCCGUGGACCUGAUGCGAAAGAUGAAGCAAGCUUUUGAUCCUUUGUGCUUGUUGAACUGCGACAAGGUCGUACGUGCGCAGAUGCCCAAGCCUGGCGAGGUACAGGAAUGGUGAUUGUGAUAAAGUCGAAUGUUGCUUUUAAGAGAUGUAUAUGCCAGUGAAAAGAAUCUUGCAUUGUUGCCAAAUAUCAAGGCGAGCGAACAGCUA
Neohortaea acidophila is the source of this 2022-nucleotide messenger RNA. RefSeq lists its product as uncharacterized. Gene Ontology annotation, biological process: lactate catabolic process. The transcript has 3 exons. The coding region runs from base 91 to 1929 and encodes 612 amino acids. Gene Ontology annotation, molecular function: D-lactate dehydrogenase (cytochrome) activity; D-lactate dehydrogenase (NAD+) activity; FAD binding. Gene Ontology annotation, cellular component: mitochondrion. NCBI's taxonomy places the organism in Eukaryota, Fungi, Ascomycota, Dothideomycetes, Mycosphaerellales, Teratosphaeriaceae. The record is from RefSeq and is a predicted model, not a curated record.